GCAAGUUUUCUUCCUUCUCAGAUUUUCCUUCAUGAAUUUUUUUCUGCAUCCAAACACACUUUUCAUGCUUUGAAAAACAAUCCAAUUUUCAAAGAAAAUCUCAUUUUUGGUCUUCAAUCUUAAAAUUACUGGCUUCAGUGUGUUGAUAAAAUGGAGCACAUAAUAAAAAUAAAAAUAAAAAAACAAGAAAGAAAAAUGAUUUUUUAAGGAUUUGAAGUCACAUUUUAUAGUUUAUAGUUUUUUUUUUAGAAAAUGAGUACAGAGAUUGAAGACGUUGCAAAAUCAACAUCAGAUGAUGAUACAAUUCAAGAGUUCCACAAAGAGACAAGAUAUGCAUAUAAGAAAGGGUUUCUUUUAUCAUUAGCUGAAAUUGAUGAAUGCAAGAGGUUACCAAGUGGGUUUGAUUCAUCAAUUUUAUGUGAACUCAAUGCUGCAGCAACUACUAGAUCAACAUAUCUGCUUUAUGAUUCGGGCCGAAGGGAUGGCAUCCAAUCUCUCGAUUCAUGGCUGAAUCCUGCUAAUGGACUGCCACAACAGAAUCCUGCUAAUGAUCAUUCACAGCAGUAUCCUGUUUAUGGACAUCCACAGCAGAAUCCUGCGAAUGGACUUCUGGGAAACAGGUAUCUUCUUAGAGCACCUGUAUGUGUAGCUGGGUCAUCCGCUCAAAAUGUUCGAAGUUUUAAUCUGCUCAACAAAAGUAUUGCACCAUAUCGGCCUCCACACCUUUAUAAGAUGAACCUUCUUUCUGGGAGAGAGAGUAAAGAUGAAAAAAAUGGGGAAACAUUUGGUUUUACGGAGUGUCCAAGACUUGAGAGUGCAGAAGGUGAAAGGAGGGGAAGAGGGAAGGAACAUAAAAAUGGUGUUCAAGAGAACCGAAAGAAUAUUUCAGAUGAGCACAAGGAAAACUUGGACCCAGAUGUUGCCACUCUCCUGGAUGAUUUCAGAACCGAGAAGAGGCUUUUCAACAAGUGCACUCAAUCAGAGGAAUGUGCGCUAUCAUCAACACCAAGUGAUGCAAGCCCUUGUUCUUCCACACCAAGAACUAUAAUCAGCAAACUAUUACCCCAUGAGAUGAUGAGCAAGUGCAACGAAUCAGAGGAAUGCUUGGUGUCGUCAAAUAAAUAUGAUGCAAGGCCCUAUUAUUCCAUGCAAAGUUCUAUUCUCAGCAAACUGUUACCCCAUGAGCUGAUGAGCAAGUCUCCUGAGCAAAGUCUUGAAACAAAAUCCAACAAAAAGGCUAAACAACACGAGGUCACAAGUCUUCAGUUAGUCUCUGAUGAAAUUUGUUUGCCUGAUGAGGACAGUUUGAUUACUUCUGAUGACUUCAAACUACCAAUGGACUUGGUGUUAUUACCUGAAAGUAACGUGACUGAAACCGAUUUGUUUGCUUCUAGUUCAAGAAUGCCGGGAAAUGUUUCUCAGAUGCUAGCUGCUUUAAAUGUCCCAUUGGAUGAAAGAUCUCAAUCCAGCUUGGAAGUUCCUCCUACCUGUUCUGGUUCUGACAAUAUAAAUGGCUUAGAUACUUCUCAUGGAAAUCUGCGUGCCAGGCAAGAAUUCCCACAAUCCCAUCAUUCUCAGACAAACCAAAGCAGCGCUUUGUUCUGUCCUUCAGACUCUCAAAGAGCUCGUAGGAAUAAAUUCGAGCCCCAUUUGAAGAACCUUUCUUAUAACCAUCCUCCUAUCAGCUAUAUUCCUUUAUAUGUGCUUCCCCUAGACCCAUAUGAUGCAUCAACCAGCUUUGACAUUCCUACUAUGCAACCUUUGCCCCAGCAGAUCCUAGUUCCUGCUGAAUUUCCUCACCAAGUAAAUGGAUUACCAAGGGGACUAUCUUAUCCCCCCAUCAACGGAAUGGCUUCUUAUUCUCCUCUGAACUAUUGUCAUCAAACUUAUAGGGGCCCUACAACGACAAGUCCAGGUUCUCAUGUAGUUGCAAACAGUGAUCAAGCUGCCAUCAACAACAGGCUUCCAGAGAUGGAACAUAUAACCAACCAGAUGCAUCCUGGUUGGCCAUGGACAGGGAGUGUUCAACAAUUCAGCCGAUAGUUACUGGAAAGCAUCUUCUCAUACAUGUAUCUCAAGCCAUGGUAUGAGAAACUCGUACUUGUAAGAAGAUUUCUUUAGGAAUAGAUUGAUCCGUAGGUAUGAUUCCAUUUUGAGCCAGUAUUUGAGGAAGACACCAGAUUUAGUACUACGUCCUGAAACAUAAGAGGGUACAUAUUUCAGAAACAGAAGGGUAGGUGAAUAUACAGAUACAAUUAGCUCGCUUUAACAUGCUUGUUAAUCGUGAAGACAUUUGCAUGCUCCAGGUCACUGCAGACUCGAAUUCGAGUCUAAUACUCAUUAUCAUCAA
This is a messenger RNA of Populus nigra (black poplar), 2350 nucleotides long. RefSeq lists its product as uncharacterized. The transcript is spliced from 7 exons. The record is from RefSeq and is a predicted model, not a curated record. The coding region runs from base 253 to 2043 and encodes 596 amino acids. NCBI's taxonomy places the organism in Eukaryota, Viridiplantae, Streptophyta, Magnoliopsida, Malpighiales, Salicaceae.